Mercenaria mercenaria is the source of this 1461-nucleotide messenger RNA. RefSeq names its product ciliogenesis and planar polarity effector 2-like. Gene Ontology annotation, molecular function: GTP binding; GTPase activity. Bases 50 to 829 code for a protein of 259 amino acids. Lineage: Eukaryota; Metazoa; Mollusca; Bivalvia; Venerida; Veneridae. The transcript has 5 exons. The record is from RefSeq and is a predicted model, not a curated record.
AGUUACUUCCCUUACUUAGUGUUCCGCCAUAUAGUAACAACUGUCAACAAUGCUAAAUGCAGGAAGUUUGAUUAGUUCGGACUGGCAUAGUACUGCAGAAGGCAGAGACAUGUUGUCAUGUCUCUUCACUAGAAACAAGCAAAGACUAAGAACGUUUGGCCUUCUUGAAAGACCACCUUUGUCUGCACAUAUCGAGGAAGUUCGAUACAAAAUCUUGUUGUCAGGGAAAACUGGUGUUGGCAAGACGUGCACAGUUGCCAAGCUUACAGGGCAUGACAUUCCAAAAACACACACAGAGACAGCAGGGAUUCAGACUAGUACAUGCUACUGGCCAGUUAAAGUCUCAGACCUGAAUAAAGUGAUGUUGUUCAGACUCCAGCUGUGGGACACAGGUGACGGAGCAUGCAAGAAAUUUGAUCACAUUCUACCUGCAUGUACAGACAAGGUGGAUGCUGUUCUUUUUCUGUUUUCGAUAAUUGAUAAGUCAAGUUUUGAUGAGCUUCACCAGCAAAUCAGCCGUCUUACCACACCUAAUGAUAACAUCGCCAGAAUAGUGAUAGCCACAAAAUGUGAUCAGCAUGCCCAUGCAGAAGUUACACAGAGAGAUAUAAGGGACUUUGAGAAAACCUGGAAUAUUCCGGUACUUCGAAUGAAGAAUACAGUCGACAGUAGCCAAUCUGACACUAGUGAUAUCGUUCAUGCUAUGAAUACAAUAUGUGAACAUUUAUGGCAAAGAGAUUUAAUUCUGGCGGGAAAAAUAUCAAAACCUGUACAAGUACAAGAAAUAGAUACAGUGAAGAAAACAUUUACUUCAGAUGAAUAUGUUUGAAACAGAAUUGAGCUGUGCCAUGAGAAAACCAACAAAGAGCAUUUGCGACCAGCAUGGAUCCAGACCAGCCUGCACAUCUGCGCAGGAUCCAUGCUGUUUGCUAACGGUUUCUCUAAUUGCAAUAGGAUUUGAAAGCGAACAGCAUGGAUCCUGACCAGACUGCGCGGAUGCGCAGGCUGGUCUGGAUCCAUGCUGGUCGCAAAUGCACUAUUUUGGUUUUCUCAUGGUGCAGCUCAUUUAUAAACGUAGAAUGAACUGUAAAAUGGUAUAGUGCUAGAGCAGUUUGUCAGUCUUCUAGCCACUAGCUGAGAUGUCAAUAGUGUGAAUCCUUUAUUGAGGAACGAUCUUCUUGAAUCUAGCAAUUUUUACAUGACUGUAUGGCAAACAUUUAUCUAACUAAUAUUGUCUUUGUUUAAUCUGCUUAGAUAUUUUUAUGCCACAAAGAAGAACUGAGUAAGCCUUUAGUUCCAACAGUAACAUUAAACUAUAUGGUAGUUUAAGUUGCUUUCUUAAGACAUAAAAGACAUUUUGUAUGAUGAUAAAGAUUGAGACAUUGGUUUUGGAUGUAUCAGGGUUAAAACAGUUAUGAUGGCUUCUAAGUCAGACUUAGUCAAGAAUAAAUUGAAAAAGAU